AUGUCCUUCUGGUGCUCGGACUGCGGCGCGAGCCCUUCGGACGAUGAGGAGGACGAGGAGGAGGGGGAGGAAGUGGUGCUUAGCGUCUACGAUGUGUCGCACAGUGAGAAGAUCCACCUGGCGAACGACGUGCUGCACAAGCUCGGAACUGGCAUCUUCCAUGCGGCAGUACAGGUCUAUGGCAAAGAGUGGAGCUACGGAAAAACGCAUGGGCCGAGCACGGGCAUCUUCAGCUGCCACCCGAGAGGGUGCAAGGCCCACAACUUCAGGGAGUCGGUCCAGAUGGGCAAGACGCGCCUCACGGAGGAGGAAGUGAAUGCGACGAUUGAGUCGAUGAAGCCGGAAUGGCCCGGGCGGGAGUAUGAAUUGCUCCACCUCAACUGUACGCACUUCUCCGACGAAUUCUGCAGACGGUUGGGUCUGGAGAGGAUUCCGGCGUGGGUCAGGAACCUGGCCCCAGCGGGUGCCUUCUGCACCGGAGGCAUUGUCUACAUCAAGAACGUUGGCACGGCUCCCUCCGUCCUGGCCGCGGCGAAGGCCGGGGAAGUGGAGGUGGAAAUUCUGAACAUCCUUCAACGUGGGAAGGAGCUUCGACAGGCGAAGCCCUCGGCGCACUACCACUUCGGGGACUUCACGCGCGGGCUGGUGCAGAUCGGCCGGGACGUGCGCCACACCGAUCCCAACGACAGGGUGCAUCUCAGGGACCUGAUGGCGGGAACCAAGGCCGUGAUCCUGCGAAAGCAGACGCCCAAGGAGGAAUCGCUCCUCACGUUGCCGUGA
Messenger RNA from Symbiodinium sp. CCMP2592, 780 nucleotides. NCBI's taxonomy places the organism in Eukaryota, Dinophyceae, Suessiales, Symbiodiniaceae. The record is from the annotation of a GenBank genome assembly.